GGUUUCGUUUAAGCGGGGCUUCCUCUACAGUCAGUCCUUUCUUCAUGGUGUCUCGGGUGUGCGCCUAAAUACUUUCUGGGUAAAAUACAGCAGAAGAGCGCAUGAAAGCGUACUUUGUUUAAAGAUGGUGCUUCUAAGAUUCUUGUCGACCGUCAUCUGCGCUGUGUUGAUCGCCACAGGAGCCGUUUCAGGUGAAGAUGUGAAGAAAGCAGUGGGUGAUCAAGUUUCUUUUCGUCCAGACAAAUUCAUUCCUCCUGUCACCAGCAUCAUCUGGAAACACAUAAACACUGGUAAUAUUGUUGUCAAGGCGAUUGAAUGGGAUGAAGGAGAAACUCUAAUCCCUAAUCCGAGAUUCCAAAACAUCACAAAAGUUGAUGAGAAGACUGGACAAAUCACUAUAAUUAAUCUAAAAGUUGAACAUAGUGGAGUUUAUACCAUUGACAUCAACAGUAAAGAGCAGCAACAGAGAUUCACCUUGACUGUUAUGGAGGGGGUCCCCAAACCUGAGAUUACAAUAGAGCCGACUGAAAACCCUGAUGUUGAGUAUUUGAGAUGCGAGUACAACGAAAAAAUCAUCUGGAAGAAUUCUACUGGACAUAUACUGCCAGGUUCACCAAUAUCUCCGAAAGGAGAGUCCAUCACAGUAAAAAAAAAUGGAGAUCCAAACAACUUCUACACCUGUACACUGAACAACACAGUGAGUGAGAAGACCAGUGAUCCGGUCUAUGAGAGAGAUCUGUUUAAAGGUGUAUCAGGUGGCGGACCUUGGUGGAUAGUGUUUAUUGUCAUCCCAAUCGCCAUGGUUGCCAGUGCCACUGGCCUGUAUAAAUUCAACGACAAGUUUCACAAGUUUGUUGAUGGCCUCCGUGGAAAAGAAUCAAAAAACCAUGCAAAUGGACCAAACAAUACAGACGAUUCAAAUAAUCCUGACAAACUUCUGCCUUCACCUAAGCAAAAUGAGAGUCCCAGUUCAGAUGCAGACAAUAAUACGACGCCAGCAUUGGACUCCGUUGCUGUGGACACGGAGGCAAAAUAACAAAAUGGCAGAAUGUGGAUGUUUCAUCGUAUCGGCUUGCAAAUUUUCUUUCACACGGACAAGCUUUGUUUUAAAAAAAAUGAGCAGUAAACUUUGUAUGAUUGAAAUUAGUUUGUUAAACAUGUCAAGUUUUAAAUUUUUCAUGUAUUCAUAAAUCAAUCCUCAGUGUAAAUGCUACAAUGUAUUCACACUGCAGGUUUUUUUUCCCCAAGUCUGAGCUUUUGAUUGGAUUGUCUGCACUGUUAUUUGGAAAUUAAUUGAGUUUGUGUGUUGUUUGUGUCAUUUUCACCAUUUCUGUGUUAUCUGCAUUUGUUGCUUUAGUGAGGAUAUAGUCUUGCUGUAGCAUUUUGACAAAUCCUUGAAAUAGAAGUGACUUCCAGAAGCAAGCUGAUGCGACCUUGUUGAUAUGUGCAGAUUUGUCCCUUUACACUGCUUUUGGUUGUGGUGGUAUCCCUUACCUACUUCAUUUUUGGACUUACAAGGACACUAGUUUCUACUGGCCAAUAAGGAAAGGUGUGAAUUUAAACUUGAGAGCAGCAGUCAGAGGGAUGUGGUAGGAGAUGAUUUUCCCCAUAACACCAUACCAUAUAUUAGAUAGCUAAUCAAAUUUGAAUUGGUUGUGUGGAAGAGAAAAAAAAAAACUGAUGUAGUCAAACUUGGCCAAAGAUCAACAUUGGUGAUAUAAAUUUUUUACAAUCUAAAUUAUAUUGAUUCUCACAACUUGCAUGAAAGUGUUUGUAACUAACAUGUAAAUAUGUCUGUAUUUAUGUAGUUUUUUUUUUUUUUUAGGAUGUUACAUAAUUAAACGCAGAGCCUAUUUACACUUACACCUCAUCUACAUUGGUCACAUCCAUUGAAGCAAGGCAUUGAGAUGGCUUGAGGCUGCCGUCACAGAUUUGGGCGCAUGAUUCAGAUCAGGGUCGUCCUUUAGGCCCCGAUAUACUCACUGCGAAGUUCGCGUUCAUUCUUCACUCAGGAGUAAAAAAGUUCGUAAUAUGUGAGUAACGGUUAAACCGUUUGCGAACAUCCUGACGCCGUCCACACUACUGAGAGCAACGUUGAGAUGAAUAUGUAAAUAUGCUGUGCACUUUCCUCUGAAUGACAAACAAAACAAAAAUGAGAAAACAGCAGUUAAGAAAGCAUCUGAUUAUUGCGAUGCACCAACUCUGCAAUUCAGCACUUUAAACAAUAAACAGCUUUACAGUAUUACACAUGAAAACUAGUGUCUACUGUUUAAAGUAGAAUUACAAGUUUAAUUUCUACUAUAAAGCGACUCUCCAUCGUGUUCAUGUUUUUACUCGCGGACAUCUGACCUCGAUGGACUGAACAGAAGAAAUGAACUGGAGAAGAUUUCCAUGUCAAAGAAGGUGGAGCAUCAGAGCCACACCUACCUAUUACAUCAUCGCCACAGACCAAUAGUAGUUCGAAGGUGUUUACUAGUCAGAGCAAACUUUUCCAGAAAGUCAGUUUUGGCAAGAUGAGUCAAACUCCUGAAACAAACUUUGCUUUGGCGUAAUUUUGUUUGAAAUGACGUCACGCUAGUUCGUUCUUCAAUUCCACUUGAAGUAUAUUGGGGCUUUUAGGUUAGUGCAACUCUGGCCCCAAGCUUUAGGAGGCCCUGCGGCGAUUGCUACUGGGAAGUCGAUUGAGAAUAGACUGAAUGACGAUGGGGGACCGCUUACUCUAACUCAAACUGGUCCCAACCUAAUGCUUGUGAUGGCCCUGGUCCAAAUCCAUUUGCAUCCAGUGUGUACAGUAUCAUUGAUUAUGAUGUUGUUUUUUGCUUUUGAUGUGACGCGUGUCCAGUGUAGACAAGGGUGUAUGUGUAAAAUAAAGGGUAGAUUCUAUUUACACUGAGUGUAAAUAGGUGUAUAUACUGUUCGUACCAAGUAUAAAUGGCAACAAAUAGCCCUUAGUGACAGCAAUGGUAGUCACAUAAAGUGAAGCAGUUGUAAUAUGCUUUUUGUACUGUUGGUAAAUUGAGUGGUGGUGGGUUAGUAAAAUAGGUUUUUGUGUUUGCACUCAGUGUAAAUAGAAAGUGCCAUAAUUAAAUAUAAAUGUGCUAAAAAAUGGCAGGAGAAACAGCUCUGAUACUGAGAAACAAUCAAAUCAAAAUUUGUGCUUAAAAAUGAUGGCAUACAAUGCAAAACCUUGAUGAUUGCUGUAUUGUUUUGAACGCAUUCUUUCUGAUUCUUACUAUUGAGCACUGAAUGCUAUUCAAAUUCACAUUCAUUUUGUUUUUUUGUUUGUUUGUUUUUUCAAUAAAGCCAUAUGUAUACUUUUUAAUUAUAGUAUUAGGAUUCAAAGGAAAACAGGAAAAUGUCAUUUUAGGUCAAGUUGUGGUAGCUUUUGCAAUUCUAGUAGUUGUAAUUGUAGUUUGUGCCUUGUUCAUUUUGGAAUUUUAAGAAGAUUCAAAAGCAUGACUCUAGAAUGAUGAUACAUUUUCCCAUUCAAGGCCCCUCUGCUUUUUUGAGCCAACUGGGGAACUCCCACAUUGCUUGGACUUUUAGCUUGGGGUGUGGUUUUGAUUCACUCAUAACUCACUCAUGAUAUCAUAGUUAUCUUUUUUGGUUUAAUAGAUUGUACAUGGUCACUGCUUAAGUAAACUUUAAGUAAACAACUUUUUGUAUCUGCUAUUUUAUUAACAGUAGUGUAAUAUAUUCUGCUUUUUCACUUUUGUUCAAAAUACAAAGUUUCUGCCUUCAUAUCAUGCAUCUUGUAUUUUUAAUGUUAGUUAGUUGGGGGAAUCUAAAAGGAUCUAAAAGUGCUCCAGUAACUGAUCAUAUUGACAUUGAGGAGGUCAAUUUGAUGGACAGUAAAGGGUGUGGAGGGUGUAGACUUCCUCUUUGUGGUUUGUAAGAUGCAUACAUUUAUUUUGUUUUGAUACACUGUAUUUAAUUGUAUAAAAAUUGCAUCCCUGAAUGGCAUGAAAUAUAUUUUGCUGUGUUUCUUUCUUCAAAAAAGGAACUGCGGACAAACACUAACCCAACAACUGUUGAUUAAGGGAUAAAAAAAAGAAUUAAGGAAGUUCUCAGAUCACCAUGCAACAGUGAUUUCCUGGAAACUGAUUCUGAUCUGUGUCCACUGAAUUCUGCAGUUUUGAGUUUUGAACAACUUAUAUUAAUAUAUAGUUAAUUUAUUUUACUCUAUUCUUUCAAUGUAUUUUAGGAAGAAGUAAAUUAACUUUUGCCAUUAUUUUAAAAUUAUUUUUUGCUUGUGUGAAUUACCAUUCAGCCUGGUCAUCUCAAUAUAUUAUAUAAUAUUCAAACAUUGCAAGUGGAUUUUGAGUGGGAAAAUGCCUGAUAAUGGGUCAGUUGUAACAACCAUUAAAUAACAUUGUGCAUUACGUUUGAAUAAAACUGCCAUUGAAUGGUGACAAAAUAAA
Molecule: messenger RNA, 4421 nt
Organism: Megalobrama amblycephala (Wuchang bream)
Lineage: Eukaryota; Metazoa; Chordata; Actinopteri; Cypriniformes; Xenocyprididae
Exons: 8
Coding region: 125-1036 (303 amino acids)
Source: RefSeq, a predicted model, not a curated record